Messenger RNA from Grammomys surdaster, 3430 nucleotides. It is a transcript of the gene Rrp1, whose product is annotated as ribosomal RNA processing 1. The record is from RefSeq and is a predicted model, not a curated record. Gene Ontology annotation, cellular component: preribosome, small subunit precursor; nucleus; preribosome, large subunit precursor. The transcript has 13 exons. Lineage: Eukaryota; Metazoa; Chordata; Mammalia; Rodentia; Muridae. The coding region runs from base 31 to 1458 and encodes 475 amino acids. Gene Ontology annotation, biological process: rRNA processing.
GAGUGCGUGGUCUCGGGGGUUCUCUUCACCAUGGUUCCCGGAGUGCCGCUCCCGCCGGAGGUCCAGCUGGCGCAGCGCCUGGCCGGCAAUGAGCAGGUGACGCGGGACCGCGCGUUGCGGAAGCUGCGGAAGUACAUCGUGGCCAGAUCGCAGCGGGCGACAGGUGGUUUUACUCCAGAUGAACUGAUAAAAGUAUGGAAAGGACUGUUUUAUUGCAUGUGGAUGCAGGACAAGCCUCUCCAGCAGGAAGAACUAGGAACGACCAUUGCCCAGCUUGUCCAUGCUUUUCAGACUAUGGAGGCACAGCACCUGUUCCUGCGGGCCUUCUGGCAGACCAUGAUCCGGGAGUGGGUGGGCAUUGACAGACUGCGCCUGGAUAAGUUCUACAUGCUCAUGAGGAUGGUCCUGAAUGAGUCGCUAAAGGCUGUGAAAAUCCAAGGAUGGGAAGAGAGACAUAUUGAGCAGCUGCUGGAGCUGCUAACCACCGAGAUACUGAACCCUGAAAGCCAGGCCCCUAGUGGGGUGAAGAGCCACUUCCUAGAGAUCUUUCUGGAAGAGCUGACCAAAGUGGGUGCUGCAGAGCUCACCGCGAACCAGAACCUGCAGUUCAUUGACCCCUUCUGCCAGAUAGCAGCCCGCACUAAGGACUCCCUCGUUCUGCAUAAGAUCCUUCAGAGCAUCUUUGAGACGAUUGUGGAACAGGCUCCCCUGGCCAUAGAGGACAUCAUGAAUGAGCUGGACACACAGAGUGGAGAGGGCGAAGCCUCGGGUGGUGACAGCGGUGGCGGUGACGAUGGUGACAAUGACGAUGGUGGCGAUGAGGAUGGUGGCGAUGAGGAUGGUGACAGUGACGAUGGUGACAGUGACGAUGGUGACAGUGAUGAUGGUGACACUGACGAGUCCUCAGAGGGCGAGCAGGAUCUGCAGGACACACCACCCAAGAAGCUGCCUGCAGGCACCAUGCAUAGGGCUGACCCUGAGGCAGAUAAGGGGCAGGCGUGGGAUGACGAGGAAAACACUGGCCCUGUCCUCCAGUUUGACUACGAGGCAGUUGCUAACAGACUGUUCGAGCUCGCCAGUAGACAGAGCACCCCUUCUCAGAACAGGAAGCGCCUCUACAAAGUAAUCCAAAAGCUGCGGGACCUGGCUGGAGGCACUUUCCCUGAGGAUGACGUCCCUGAAAAAGCCUACAAGAAGCUGCUGGAAGGGAGGCGGGAACGGAAGAAGAAAAAGAAGCGCUUGCCCAAACCGCAGCCCCAGGAUAAGGAAGUGGGGAGCGAGGCAGAAACCUCAAGUGCAGGCCCAAACCCAGGAAGGAAAAGGAAGAGGAGCAGGAAGACGGAUGAGAAGGCUGGCCAAAGAGAGCCUCCUGGGAAGAGGAGGAAAACUGGGGCUAGAGCCAAGGGGGCUGGAGUCCAGCAACCACAGAGGAAGAGGAAGCAGUCAUCACAGAAGUGAGAUGCACGGCCCAGGCCGGCUGGCCUCCUUUGGCAUGUGGUGGAAUGGGGCAGGGUAGUUGGGCACGCUCCUGCGGCCUCUGGAUGCCGGAGGUUCUAAGCCUCCUACAGGGGAGGGGCAGGAGGAGGAUGGUAGAGGAGACCCUUGGUUUAGUCCUGGCCUUCGAGAAUGCUCCUGCCUCAGAGGCGUGACCCGCAUAUCAGAAAUUCACUUCAAACACUCACAAUUUCACUUGUACAUACAUAUGCUAUGGCCCUGCCCAAUCCUAGCCAGAGAGGCCAGAAGAUCUAAAGACUUGAGUCCAGCCUGGGUCGCAGAGUAAAACCCUGUCUCAGUUUCCUUCCCCCCGCUUUAAGGAAAACAAAACCAAGUAACUGUGUGGCCACUGUCCCCUCCGCCCUGGGCUGCCCACAUAAUAAACUGCGGGUCCUUACGGCACAUGGCCGCCUCUCCCCUUUGUGUAUAUCUAGGUGGGUGGGGGUGGGGGAGUAGGUGUCAUUUCCUGGGUGAUGUGUGUAUUUUCAACUACUUUUGUGUUUAUGUGUAUCUGAAAACCCUUGCCAAGAGCCUGCCAGGUACCCCUGGGGUCAUGCUUUGUGCUCGAGUCUCAGACUUACACUGUUGAGGGUUUUCAGGAGGUUCCUGUGACUGAGGUGACUAGGCCAUGGCAGAAAGGCCUGGCUGUUGUCACCACCUCUCUUUGGGACACUGUAUACACAGCAUUUAUUGAGCCCCCAGCAGUCGGCCUAGGCAUGACCUGACUGAGCUCUCAUUCUGAGUAGAGCAGACUUGGGCUCUGCUGCUGUGUGCUUGUUCCUCCCUUGGGGUCACCGCUGGGGCAGCCAGGGCUGCAGGAGGCCAGGCGAGGGGUCAUGGGAAGGGAGGACAGUGCCAAAGCAAUCUGUGUGCCCCUGGAGGUUGUGGUAGCUUAAGCACGUCCCAGAGUACACUGGGGACAUCAUGGGUAGUAUGCAUCACCAUCCGCAGAGAGAGCUGCUCCGCUUGGGACAGUCACCGGACGUGGUGACACUCUGGCUCUAAAGUCUGUAGCUGAGCAGUACAGUUCCUGCAGUUCCUGCUAUUGAGUGAGGCCCUGGGAUUCCACGCCUAUGUCCUGAGGAAGGCUUGCCCCCAGCACCACCUUGUGAAGCACUUCUCUGUCCACAGUCUCUUUAGUAACUGCUUGACUUCAGACAUGAAUCACCAAGUUCCCUGUCAUCGUCUCUGGGUCCUUAUUGAUGGACAUCAGGCAGUGUCACGCACACCAGAGGAUAGCAUCGUCUGUGUGAAAGUGGUCAUCUUUAAUCCUGUGUGAACAGCUUUGAGAGCGGGCACAGGGCACACCAUCCACCCACUGUCUUAUUCCUGAGUUAUUAGGAUAGUCUCAGAACUGUGCCGCCUCCAGCAGUUACGCCUGGUGUGCUUUGGCCAGCAACCCCUCCCUGGGCUGGCCGCCUCUGAUCUGUGUCAUGUCUGCUGGGCCCCCUGCUCUGCACAUGCGUACUUGGGAUUGUGUGGUGCAUGGUCUUUGCAUUUCACUGAGCCGUUCUCAUGGCUUAUGCCUGUAGCCUGUGCCGGAGCUUCCUGAGGUAGAUAACCCCACUUAGAAUAUGUUUCAUUAUGCCUGUGCGCACUUGGAGUGUGUCCUCAGCUGUAAGGGAAUCGUGUUGCUCAGGUGUACACUGUGCGCUUGCGUCUUUACUGCUCUCGGGGAGACACCCAGGUGUGGCAGAAAUUUCCCUGUCCAAUCUAUUUGCAGUAGGAAGCCUAUGAUUGGAUAGGGGAAAGGGAGGCAGAGACAGGAAUGCAGGGAGAAACCGGAGAGAGAAAAUGCAGCAGAGAUGUAAGUUCAUGAGCGAGGCUUUAACCAGACCUUGAAACGGUUAGGAUAGAUGGGAUAACGUGUCUAAUCUGUGCGGGCAUCUUGUGAUUUAAGUAUUUGCUGAUAUAUAAAUUCAUUGGUUAACUUUAA